AUCAGGGGACCGGCUCUCAGUGUCCCCAAGGCAAAAUGGCUGGACUCCAUCGCCUCCUCGCCCUCCUUGCCCUCGCCCUCGGCAGUGUAGCUGUCAGUGUGGCCGAGGACAAAGCCAAGGAUGCUGAAUUACGUAGCCUCCCUUGCCCUGAUCCCCAGGACAUUUCCCCCUGCGUGUGCACUGUGGACCAGCAGCACAACAUGGACAUCGACUGCUCGCAGGUGGAGAGCGAAGACCAGCUGGCUCAAGUUUUCUCUUCCAACAUCCCGUUCCCGUCAUUCAGAAAAUUGCUUAUCAAUAGAAACCAACAUUUGAAGGUUCUGCGUAAUGGAGACCUUGGUCCAGCCUCCUUUCAGAUUAUUGAAAUAAUGUCUGGCCUCCUUGAAGAAGUACAAGAUGGCGCACUAUCAAAGAGUUACUCCACAGCAACACGUAUAGACUUACAAUUAAACAGGCUGUCGAAAUUUCCAUUCCACGAAAUCCCUUCGUUCACAUCACUUACCACGCUAUGGCUGAACCUGAAUUCACUUUCCGAAUUUCCCAUUUUAACAUCCGACUCUCUGACAGAUAUUCAGAUAGAUGGUAACUUCAUUAGUGAGAUUCCUUUGACUGGGUUCCAAGGAGUGAAGAAUGUCAACACCAUUAGUGUUGCUCUUAAUGAUGUAACCACAAUAGCUCCAGGAACCUUUACGGAUAUUCCCCACCUUAGCACAUUGUUUCUCUUCACCAAUGGGCUGAGUGAAAUUCCAGCUGGAGCAAUAGAGUUCAGUGGAAGAGGGGUUCUAUACCUUCACCAGAACAACAUUAGCAAAAUUGCGGUUGGUGCCAUUACAGGUCUUGGCGACGGUGAGCUUUAUCUUUUUGAAAAUUCGCUGACGGUUCUUGAUGAGGAAGUUUUCGGGGCCUUUCUGUCAGCAGGAGCCACACUCAAUAUUGACGAUAACCCUCUCGGAUGUGGGUGCGAGAUCGCGUGGCUCAUCACCAACUCCGCCUACAUGAGCCUUAUCUCUCCUGGCGCCUCUUGCUACGACGGAGAGAUGCUGGUGAACCUUGACCCAACGAUCUUCGUGGACUUUUGCUAAUGGCUGAGUGUUGGUUUGUUUGUGUAUUUGCGUGCGCGCCUGCUGCAAUACCAAUGUCGUCGUUUGUGAACAUGAAAUAAACUUUUCAUUGUA
Penaeus monodon (black tiger shrimp) is the source of this 1175-nucleotide messenger RNA. Its product is annotated as oplophorus-luciferin 2-monooxygenase non-catalytic subunit-like. Gene Ontology annotation, molecular function: protein binding. The record is from RefSeq and is a predicted model, not a curated record. Lineage: Eukaryota; Metazoa; Arthropoda; Malacostraca; Decapoda; Penaeidae. Bases 36 to 1082 code for a protein of 348 amino acids. The transcript is spliced from 4 exons.